AUGCCCUGGACACCUGCUCUUCCAGCUGCGUUUUUGCUCUUCCUGCUUUUCCAGGGUACCCCAGCCCAGAAAGAUGUUACACAGGAGCCAGCUAUUCUCAUGGUUAAUGAAGGAGAGUCGGUCAACAUAACCUGCUCCGUUACUACCAAGGGGAUGCUAGUAGGGAUGUAUUUGAAAAAAGAAGUUGUAAAUGCCAUGGAAGUGCUAUACAUCACAAAUAAUGGUCAUACCCGUACCAUAGCCUUUCGCUACAAAGACCGCAUCGAGAUCUCCGUUCUCCAGACAGAUGUGAGGAUAACGCUGCACCAGUUGCAGAAAAAUGACACUGGUUUAUAUGUCUGUAGAGGGAGUGUUCUAGAAAAUUACGAGCCCAAUUGUGUGUCGAGCCAAGGCACCAUAUUGGUGGUGAAAGAAAUGGAGCAGGCAGAGUGCCAUGUGGCUUCCUGGAUGCCUUAUGUCCUAUCCUUCAUGAUUUUGAUCUCGGUUUCUGCGCUAGGAUACCUCAUUCUGUCUCACAUGGAUAUCAAGAAACACUGCCAAGAAGGAAAGGAAAAGCAAGCAAAUACGGUGUACGAAGACAUGUCCUACACCCUUAGGCUCAACACCCUGGCCACAUGCAACCCUUAUAACAAUUGUUAA
This is a messenger RNA of Terrapene triunguis (Three-toed box turtle), 639 nucleotides long. It is a transcript of the gene CD7, whose product is annotated as CD7 molecule. The record is from RefSeq and is a predicted model, not a curated record. Gene Ontology annotation, biological process: adaptive immune response. Bases 1 to 639 code for a protein of 212 amino acids. Gene Ontology annotation, cellular component: membrane. Lineage: Eukaryota; Metazoa; Chordata; Testudines; Emydidae. Gene Ontology annotation, molecular function: signaling receptor activity. The transcript is spliced from 4 exons.